Cataglyphis hispanica is the source of this 4799-nucleotide messenger RNA. Its product is annotated as chitin synthase chs-2-like. Gene Ontology annotation, cellular component: cell septum; cell periphery. The record is from RefSeq and is a predicted model, not a curated record. Lineage: Eukaryota; Metazoa; Arthropoda; Insecta; Hymenoptera; Formicidae. The coding region runs from base 136 to 4794 and encodes 1552 amino acids. The transcript is spliced from 19 exons. Gene Ontology annotation, molecular function: chitin synthase activity.
UCUACGAAUCUUAUCUGGCUUUAUCGUAAUAUCUAUGAUAAUAAUUUAUCGAUUGAUGACGCAUCUGAAAUCCAUAUCGCGAAUACAUAUUAAUUCUGGUGGUCUUCACGAUUAUAAGUCGCGAGAUUCACAAAUAUGUCGUCGAUAAAUCGAGAAAACGAACCGAGAAUCAGUGUCUUCAAUAAUGACUACGACGAUAGCAGUUCAACUGAAACUGACGAAGAAGAUUCGCAGAAAGAUGUUCCACCCUGGGACAUGUUCAAAAGCUUUCCCUCUCAAAUAGAAAGUGGAUCUUUGCAGAGUAAUUGGUGUUUCGAGGUUACUAUUUUGUUCUUAAAAGUGUUAAUUUACGGGUUGUUAUUUAUCGUGGUUUUAUGCAGCGGUAUCACGGCUAAAACGGCUGUCUUAUUUGCUACCUCGCAGUUGCGGAAGAAUCAAUCGAUAUCAAUCGACAUCGAAUCAUUGCGCUAUUGCAAUGUUUCAGAAGAAUUUCUGGAGGGACAUAGAUUUUCGAUUAAACAUACGGAGGGCGAUCGCUUAAAAUGGACUUGGUGUUUGAUUUUUAUAUUCCUCGUGCCGGAAUGCAUUGGUGUAUUAAAUACGUUGUGGCAUCAUUUAUUCAAAAGGAAACCGAGGAUGCCGAAAAUACGAAAUAUCAUAUUAAUGAUCUUGAUAGAUACUCUUCAUACUAUCGGCUUGGUAUUAUUAACUUUUGUCAUUCUACCGGAAAUGGAGGCGGUGCAAGGCGCCGCUAUUUUCUGUUGUCUGUGUUUUAUACCGGGAUUAUUAAAUUUAUUCUCGCUAAAUGAGGAGAAUCGAAAUUUAUCGACGAACUUAUCAAGAUUAUUCAAAAUUUUUGACGUAUUGGCAUUGAUCGCACAAAUUAGCGGAAUGUUUUUUUGGCCGAUUGAGCAUAACUUUAACAAAACAUCGACGUGGAUCUUUCCCGUUGCUCUCGUAUUGUGUUCGAUUCGUUGGUGGAGCAAUUUUGUGUCCUUUCAUAAUAAUGUUGGUUUCGCACGAUUCUUAUUCUCUAUGAAGGAAGAUCUCCAGCCGGGUCAACACAUCGUACAAGGAUAUGUGUCCCUUUGGAGGAUUUUUAUUUUUAUCAAUGGUGCUCUCGUCGUUAAUGUAUGCGAAGGAUUGGACGCCAGUAGCUUCUUCUCACCUACAUUCAAGAACGUAUCGCAGAAGGAAAACUUUUUGACUGCAGAUAGCUUUAUGCCCCUCUAUGUUUUUGUGACACAAGCUAUCUGUGCCAUGAUAAUGUAUCAAGCUUGCAAAUUCGCCUACAGGACCCAUAUGUAUCAGUUUGGCUUCGCAUUUCCAACAAAUCUGGCUAGUCUAGGAACAAUAUGCUUGAUCAUGACUCUUUGCGAUGUUAGGAACAACAACUUCUGCGCCUUUUACAAUGUUUUUACAGACUAUUCUAUAGUCUUCUUCUUCGAAGAAUCUUUCUUCAAAAAUUGGAGCGGAUUUAUUUCCGAUUGGUAUGUUUGGUAUUGGCUGACAUGGUUGAUGUCGCAAAUAUGGAUCACGAGGCACUUAUGGACUACUGAGAACGAAAGACUGGCGUUAGCAGAAAGGAUCUUCUCCAUCAUCACUUACGACUCGCUUAUGAUUGACCAAUGUUUAGCCUUGAAUAAAAAAACACAGAAUGAGAAUGAUGAUGAGAACGAUGAGGAGAAAAACAAAAAUGCGGAUAUUUUGAAUAAUGAUGAUUUCAAAAUAGAAGCUACCGAUAUCAGUUUAGACGUUGGUGGAAUCGAGCAGGACUUUGACAGGGAAGAUCUGAACAGGACGAUCAACAAACGCAAAGAUCGUGUUACGAGAAUUUACGCGUGUGCUACUAUGUGGCAUGAAGAGAAGAACGAAAUGAAUCAUUUGGUGAACAGUAUCCUGCGAUUAGACAAGGAUCAGUGUGCAAUGCGCGUCACACAAAAACAUUAUAAGGUUCAGAUCGAGGACUAUUAUGAAUUGGAAACACACAUUUUCUUCGACGACGCCUUUUGUUGCAUGCACGGCUGCAUUGGUCUGUGCAACCAUGAUGAAAAUGAAACACAAGUCAAUCAAUAUGUAAUAACGCUGGUGGAAACGAUCCAAAGAAAUGUGGAGAAUUUGAGGAUGCAUUAUACACCGCCGAUUAAAUAUCCAACGCCUUAUGGAGGUCGUCUUGUAUGGACAUUACCUGCAAAAACUCAACUGAUAGUUCAUUUGAAGGACAGAAAUAAAAUCAGACAUAGGAAACGAUGGAGCCAGGUGAUGUAUAUGUAUUAUCUUCUGGGCUAUCGCCUAAUGGGUCUAUCAAUCGACGUGGAUCGGAAAGAGAUCGUCGCUGAGAAUACGUAUAUUCUCACGUUGGAUGGAGAUAUUGACUUCCGACCUGACGCGGUUAAGAUUCUGGUAGAUCUAAUGAAAAAGGAUAAGGAUCUUGGUGCCGCUUGUGGUCGAAUACAUCCGGUCGGAUCAGGUCCAAUAGUCUGGUUUCAAAAGUUCGAAUAUGCUAUCGGUCACUGGCUGCAGAAAUCCACAGAGCAUACGAUCGGCUGCGUUUUGUGCAGCCCCGGGUGUUUCUCGCUCUUUCGAGCGAAAGCAUUAAUGCAGAACAACGUAAUGGCGAAAUAUGCCACCAAGUCGACCGAAGCCAGACAUUAUAUUCAGUAUGACCAAGGCGAGGACCGAUGGCUCUGUACAUUGCUUCUCCAAGUAGGUUCUAAGGUUGAAUAUUCAGCGGCAAGCGACGCGUAUACUCACGCACCGGAACGCUUGAGAGACUUAUUCAUACAACGUCGUAGGUGGAUUCCCUCCACUGUCGCGAAUAUAUUUGAUUUAUUGAUGACUGCCAAACAGACGAGAAAAGUGAACGACGAUAUCUCGUGGAUGUAUAUCACUUAUCAAUGGAUCUUAAUGGGAAGUACAAUCUUAGGACCGGGUACGAUAUUUCUGAUGUUGGUUGGUGCAUUUGUUGCCGCGUUUCAUAUCGAUAACUGGAGCAGUUUCUGGUAUAAUCUGAUUCCAGUCGGCGUGUUCAUUGGAGUUUGUUUCACUUGCAAGGAACGCGUGCAGUUAAUAAUAGCUGAGAUCAUCAGUAUUAUGUAUGGGCUGGCGAUGGUGAUCGUUCCGGUGGGAAUUAUGUUACAAAUGGCCGAGGAUGGAUGGCUAGCACCCAGCAGCCUUCUCUUUUGUAUUGUUGCGUGCCAAAUAACGGUGGCUGGCUUAUUACAUCCCCAGGAAAUAGCAUGUCUAUUGUGUGGCCUUAUUUAUUACAUCGCGGUACCGUCUAUGUAUAUGCUGUUGAUUAUUUUCUCCGUCUUUAACGUGCAUAACGUCACAUGGGGUACGCGAGAUUCGAAGGCAAGUGCCAAGCCUCAAGAGGAGCAGAAACCUACGACAAUAGAUAAUCUAUCCAAGUUUAUAACAAGAAUAGGGAACAGUCAAAAUAAGAAUCAAAAAGGUUCAUUUGAGUUUUCUUUGGGAGAUCUUUUUAAAUGUGUCUGCUGUAUUCAUUCAGGAAUCAGUUAUGAAGAGAAGCGGUUGAAUGAGAUCAACGAGUCUUUACAACAAAUAAACAAACAUCUGAGCCUAUUAGACAGACAAUUACAUGCAACAAACAUAGAGGCAAACAAUGUUGCUCAGUCAUCUUCCAACACUGAUAUAUACGCAACAUCAUAUUUUCCAAUGGAAGAGAUAGUAGAAGAAGUACAUGAAGAAAUCGAGCUAGAACACAUGACUGAUAAAAGCGAUCGUGAGAACGAGAUUUAUAAGGACACUGAUGACGAUGAAAGCGAUGUUCUGACGCAGGUGUCGGGAAUCUCUAGCCAUGAUCGUUCUUCUAAUUUCCUUAUUAGUCCUUAUUGGCUCCAGGACGAAAGAAUGCGAAAGGGCGAGGUAGAUUUUCUAUCGAAUUUUGAGGAAGAAUUCUGGAAAGAUUUGAUUAGUAGAUAUUUGCGACCCAUUGAAAAUGAUGAAGAAAGUCAGAAUAAAAUAUCUCAGGAAUUAUUGAACUGUCGUGAUGCAUAUCUAUUAAAAUUCUUUAUGAUAAAUGCUCUGUUCGUGUUGAUCGUAUUCCUUAUGCAAUUGAAUAAAAGUAUAUUGCAUUUGCAAUGGCCACUGGGAUCGAAAUACAAUAUUACAUAUAUUGCGAAGAGGGAUGAGGUGCAUUUGACAAAAGAAUAUUUAAAACUAGAGCCGAUUGGAUGCCUAUUUAUUGUUGCAUUCAUCAGCAUAUUGAGCAUUCAGUUUGUCGCAAUGUUAUUUCAUCGAUUUGACACAUUUUCCCAUUUGCUCGCUAAUGCGAGACUUCGUUGUUGUUGUAAGACUUCCUCAAAAGAUAGCAGCUUUGACAAAGAUGCUGAUAAAAUAGCGCAAGAACUUCAACGCAUGGCAGAGGAUGAUCUGAUUUUUGAACUCAGGCGAAGUACCAUGACCUCUCCUAGCAGACGAAGAACAAUACACGAAUUAUCGAAAAAAGAGCCAUCGCAAGGACCGUCGAGGAUGUUGGGAAAUUUCGAAAGGCUAUUUCGACGAAAGCUUCGUGAUCCAAAUGUAUCAGGUUUGUCACGACACAUAUCCACACGAAUGUCAAAAGACACAUUUAACGCCUUUGAGCGGAGACGAUCAACUAUUCUAGCAGAAAGGGGAAGGACACAAACUCAGAAACCAUAUGAUAUUUACGAUGAUGCUAAUAAUUUAAGAAGGCCCUCGAAUAAUCAAAUUUUUAAGCAAUCAAGACAAUCGAAUUUUGAUCAAUUUCAAUAUGAUAAUCCGGGAUUUAAACAGGACGAGAAUACAUGAGAUAC